UUAAAAAAGCAAGUUAAAUUAUGCAUCGAGCAUUCCAGUGUUGACAUUAAAGAUAUAGAAGGUUUCGAAGAAUUACUUGAGUCACCACCCUCACUUUCUGCAUCAAAAAAAGUAUUGCAGACAUCAAAGGAUCGAAACAAGUAUUUAAGGGAAACAUUAAAUAUGGUGGACCCAAUUGAAAUAGUGCUUGGAGAAGAGGUGGUAACUUCUGAAGUGAAUGGUCAGUUCCGAGUGAAAAAACACUCCUUUCAGUAUAUUCCAAUAAUAAAGGUCUUGGAGCAAUUGCUUAAUCAAAUUGACAUCAUGUCACAAGUUCGUAACCCUCACCAAAGUUUAGAUGGGAAUAUGCGAGACUUUAGUGAUGGAGAGCAGUUUAAUCCUGGUCGCCAUCCACUGUUUUCAGUCAACCAUAAGGCUCUUCAGAUUCUUCUUUACUAUGAUGACUUUGAAGUUGCAAAUCCUUUAGGAGCAAAGGCAACUGUGCACAAGCUAGGUGGAUUUUAUUGGAUUUUAGGAAAUAUACAUCCAAAGUACAGAUCAUCCCUUAAAAUGUUGAAUCUUGCCAUAUUGUGCCCUGUGAAGUGGAUAAAAAAGUAUAGUAUGGCAAAAGUUUUGAAGCCUUUGAUGGCUGAUGUGGCAUUGCUAGAAUCAGAAAAUGGGGUUCAACUAAACAUAGGGCAGUCCAUUAGAUCUUUUGAAGGUACCUUGAGCUUGGUUUUAGCAGAUAACCUUGGCAGCAAUGGUAUCAGAGGCUUUAUGGAGAGCUUUUCAGCAAAAAGGCCAUGUCGAUUUUGUAUGGGUAUAUUGGAUGAAUUUCAAACAAAGUUCACAGAAGAAGAGUUUACCAUGCGUUCCUUUCUUUUCCUUUUCUUGUUUUUUUUUAUUUUUCUCAAUCUCCAUGGUUUGUUGCAUGGAAACUGUAAUACCUAA
Messenger RNA from Xenia sp. Carnegie-2017, 930 nucleotides. RefSeq lists its product as uncharacterized. Bases 163 to 930 code for a protein of 255 amino acids. NCBI's taxonomy places the organism in Eukaryota, Metazoa, Cnidaria, Anthozoa, Malacalcyonacea, Xeniidae. The transcript has 6 exons. The record is from RefSeq and is a predicted model, not a curated record.